GUCAAAAGAUUACGAUGGCCCCCAAAACGAAAGAGUCAACGUAAAAAAUGUACCGUUGAAUUACAGGAAGUUAAAGCCGCCGACUCCCAAAAAAAAAAAAAUCCGCGAAUACCCGAUUGGCUGAUCUCUAAAACCCUAGGAAAAAAGUCAAUCCCUUUACUGUUUCAUUGCUAUGGCAAGGGCGGCUCUUCUCUGUUUGUUAAGACAUCGCACCGCCGCUGCCACCUCCACCUCACCUCUCUCCACGUAUAGAUGCCAGCUGAAGACUAGCAAUAGUAAGACACCAGCAGCUGGGGUUGGGCGGGCAAGUUUUUGCAGACCUUUCAGUUCAAAAGCUGCUGUAAAUGAUGUUAUUGGUAUGGAUUUCGCGAAUACGGAUUCGGGUGUUGCAGUCAUGGAAGGAAAGGAACGACUUGACCCGUUUUCACUUGUUGCUGAUGAACUGUCAGUUAUUGCUAGCAGGUUGCGGUCAAUGGUUGUUGUUGAAGUUCCUAAUCUUGCUUCAGCUGCUGAAUACUUCUUCAAAAUUGGGGUAGAAGGAAAGAGGUUUCGUCCCACGGUUUUGCUUUUGAUGGCAACAGCUUUGAAUGUGCAUGUACCUGAACUACCUCCUGCUGGAGUUGGAGAUACCUUACCAACUGAUUUACGUACAUGUCAGCAGCGCAUAGCUGAGAUCACAGAGAUGAUCCAUGUGGCAAGCCUCCUUCAUGAUGAUGUCUUGGAUGAUGCAGACAAAAGACGUGGUGUUGGUUCAUUAAAUGCUGUAACGGGCAAUAAGUUGGCUGUGUUAGCAGGAGAUUUCCUGCUUUCUCGAGCAUGUUUGGCCCUUGCUUCUUUGAAAAAUACAGAGGUUGUCACCUUAAUUGCAACAGUUGUGGAGAAUCUUGUUACAGGUGAAACCAUGCAACUUACAACUGCUUCUAAACAACGUUUUAGCAUGGAAUAUUACAUGCAGAAGACAUACAACAAGACUGCAUCCUUGUUAUCAAACAGCUGCAAGUCUAUUGCUAUUCUUGCUGGGCACACGGCAGAAGUUGCAAUGUUGGCCUUUGAGUAUGGCAAAAAUCUGGGAUUAGCAUUUCAAUUGAUAGAUGAUGUUCUUGAUUUCACAGGCACAUCAGCAUCCCUUGGAAAGGGUUCUUUAUCUGAUAUCCGACAUGGAAUCAUAACAGCUCCAAUCUUGUUUGCCAUGGAAGAAUUUCCUCAAUUGCGUGCAGUGGUUGACCAGGGAUUUGACAACCCUGCAAAUGUUGACAUAGCCCUUGAGUAUCUUGGGAAGAGUAGUGGAAUACAAAGGACCAAGGAACUAGCCAUGAAGCAUGCUAACCUUGCUGCAGCAGCGAUCGAUUCUCUACCCGAAAGUGAUGAUGAAGAUGUAAUAAGGUCACGGCAGGCACUUGUAGAUCUCACUCAAAGAGUAAUCACCAGAAAUAAGUGAAAAAAUAUUAUUAAAUUAGAUUAUAAUACAUUCUGCAACCUUUUUUGGUAGUAUGUUGUAGGUACCACAAGUUCAAGAAAAUUUUAGUUUUUGGCCCACUGAUAUUUGGUUUGUGGGUUUUUUUUU
Durio zibethinus is the source of this 1564-nucleotide messenger RNA. Its product is annotated as solanesyl diphosphate synthase 3, chloroplastic/mitochondrial-like. Gene Ontology annotation, molecular function: prenyltransferase activity. Gene Ontology annotation, biological process: isoprenoid biosynthetic process; ubiquinone biosynthetic process. The record is from RefSeq and is a predicted model, not a curated record. NCBI's taxonomy places the organism in Eukaryota, Viridiplantae, Streptophyta, Magnoliopsida, Malvales, Malvaceae. Gene Ontology annotation, cellular component: transferase complex.